Messenger RNA from Medicago truncatula (barrel medic), 841 nucleotides. Its product is annotated as flowering-promoting factor 1-like protein 1. The record is from RefSeq and is a predicted model, not a curated record. The transcript has a single exon. NCBI's taxonomy places the organism in Eukaryota, Viridiplantae, Streptophyta, Magnoliopsida, Fabales, Fabaceae. Gene Ontology annotation, biological process: regulation of flower development. Bases 124 to 462 code for a protein of 112 amino acids.
CCACCCAUCCCCAACUAUCAUUGCACACUCAUCUCUAACCACCUCAAAAAACCUUAAAAAUCACAACACAAACACUUUGUUCUUGUUUCUUCUUUCUUGCUCCAUUUGUAUACUAUUCCAAUAAUGUCUGGGGUUUGGGUUUUCAAGAACGGCGUGGUGCGGCUAGUGGAUGGCGUGGAGGCGAUGGAGGGUGGCCGCCAAGGGUCAGGCGGACGGCGCAAGGUGUUGGUUCAUACCGCAAGCAACGAGAUUAUCACCUCUUAUGCCGUUUUAGAGCGCAAGCUAAGUUCAUUGGGGUGGGAGCGUUACUAUGAUGACCCUGACCUCCUCCAGUUCCACAAACGCUCAACCGUUCAUCUUAUCUCCCUUCCUAUGGAUUUCAACAGGUUCAAGUCCAUGCACAUGUAUGACAUCGUUGUCAAGAACAAGAACUCCUUUGAAGUUAGGGAAAUGAUGAUGUAGCCAGCUAACAAAUUAACAACAAUCCCUAUGCAUGACCUUGUAAUUUGGAUUCUUGGUUUUGCUUCUAAGUCGUGUGUGUGUUGGUUUGGUUUUUGAUUAGUAUGACUAAACAUGUCUACAUGAUUGUUUGUCAUAUUAAUCUGCGUAUUUUGUGCAUAGGUUUGUGUUUUGAUUACUGAAAUAUAUGUAAUAUAGAGCUACGGUGUGUUUGUGUUUGAGUGACUGUGUUCAUGUGUAUGAAGGUGCGGUAAAUAUUUGUAGUCGUUUUAAAGUUGGGGUUUUCCCAAUUUAAACGUGUGUGUGCUAAAUAAUAUUCACAUUUUUGUACAUCUAAUAAACAUUAUAAUGAUGUAUAUAGAGGACUGAAAGAUUGAAUUAA